This is a messenger RNA of Psammomys obesus (fat sand rat), 2000 nucleotides long. RefSeq names its product protocadherin beta-13-like. Gene Ontology annotation, molecular function: calcium ion binding. The record is from RefSeq and is a predicted model, not a curated record. The annotation marks the transcript as partial. Gene Ontology annotation, biological process: homophilic cell-cell adhesion. The transcript has a single exon. Lineage: Eukaryota; Metazoa; Chordata; Mammalia; Rodentia; Muridae. Gene Ontology annotation, cellular component: plasma membrane.
UGCAGGAUAAGAAAGUAAAAACUGGAAGGUCGCAGUGGUUCCCUUAACAGAGAAAAAAAUAUCCUGCGGAAGUCCGGAAACCCAGAGAAGCCUGCGCACCUCAGAAGGAGAUCUGGGCCCCCAGAAAAGGACUGGAGUGCUUCUUGGGUGUCUAGUGAGAUAACCACGGUACCAGAAACCAGGGGAAUUUACAGUUCUGUGUAAGCAUCCUCCAGGACACUGUACCAUCAAGAACAAUGGAGGCCAGCAGGAAGCUCAUUUGCAGACAAAGGCAAGUCCUUUUUUUCUUUUUCCUAUUAGGAUUCUCUCAAGUGAGUGCAGGGGAACUAAGGCGCUAUGCUGUGGUGGAGGAAAAGGAGGGAAGGUCCUUUGUAACCAAUUUAGUAAAUGACUUGGGUCUUGGGCAGCUGGAACUCUCCAGGCGAGGGGCUAAGGUCAUUUCUAAAGGUAACAAACUGCAUUUGCAGCUGGAUCAGGAGACGGGGGAUUUGCUGUUAAAUGAGAGAAUGGAUCGUGAGGAACUGUGUGGGCUCACAGAGCCAUGCCUGCUGCGCUUCCAAGUGCUGCUAGACAACCCCUUAGAAAUUUUUCAAGCUGAGCUAGAAGUAACAGACAUAAAUGACCACUCUCCAACAUUCCUGGACAAAGAAAUCAUGCUAAAGAUAUCAGAGAGCAGUCUUCCUGGAACUACAUUUCCCCUGAAGAACGCUCAGGACAUGGAUAUAGGACAAAAUGGCAUUGACAACUAUCUUGUCAGUUCCAAUUCUUACUUCCACGUGCUCACUCGAAAACGCAGUGAUGGCAAGAAAUACCCUGAACUGGUACUAGACAGAGCACUGGAUAGAGAGGAGGAGGCUGAGCUCAGGUUAACGCUCACCGCGCAGGAUGGCGGCUCUCCACCUAGGUCUGGCACCACUGAGGUCCACAUCGAAGUAUUGGACUUCAAUGAUAAUGCUCCUCAGUUUGAGCAGCUUUUAUACAGAGCACAGAUCCCAGAGGAUAGUCCAAUAGGCUUUCUGAUCAUCACUGUCUCUGCUACAGAUAAGGACAUAGGGGUCAAUGGAGAGAUCUCCUAUUCACUCUUCCAAGCUUCAGAUGAUAUUAGCAAAACCUUUUCAAUCCACCCCUUGACAGGGGAAGUGCGGUUGAAAGAACACCUUGAUUUUGAAAAGACUCGGUCCUAUGAAGUAAAUGUUGAGGCAAAAGAUGCUGGAACGUUUUCGGGAAAAUGCGCGAUUCUGGCACAGGUCACGGAUGUAAAUGACCAUGCUCCCGAGAUUAUCCUGUCUGCAUUAACAAAUCCCAUCCCUGAGAAUUUACCAGAAACUAUGGUGGCAGUUUUUAGCGUUUCUGAUCUAGAUUCAGGAGAAAAUGGGAAAAUAAGCUGUUCCAUUCAGAAUGAUCUACCCUUCUUUCUAAAGCCUUCCGGAGAAAACUUUUACACGCUAUUAACACAAAAACCUUUAGAUAGAGAGACUACAGCAGAGUACAACAUCACCAUCACCGUCUCCGACAUGGGCUCACCCAGGCUCACAACCCAGCACACCAUAGCAGUGCAGGUGUCCGACAUCAACGACAACGCCCCCGCCUUCACCCAAUCCUCCUACACCCUGUCUGUCCGCGAGAACAACAGCCCCGCCCUGCUCAUAGGCUCCAUCAGAGCCACAGACUCAGACUCUGGCUCCAACGCCCACAUCACCUACUCGCUGCUGCCGCCACAGGACCCGCAGCUGGCACUGGCGACGCUCAUCUCCAUCAAUACCAAUAAUGGGCAGCUGUUCGCGCUCAGGUCCCUGGACUACGAGGCUCUAAAGUCCUUCGAGUUCCGCGUGGCCGCCACAGACCACGGCUCUCCAGCUCUCAGCAGCCAGGCGCUGGUGCAAGUCCUGGUGCUGGACGACAAUGACAAUGCGCCCUUCGUGCUCUACCCUCUGCAGAACGCCUCUGCGCCCUGCAAUGAGCUGCUGCCCAGGGCGGCGGAGCCUGGCUACCUGGUCACC